AUGUGUUCGAAUAAAAUAUCAAGAACGAAGCCAUCAUGGUCAGAUACAUACACUCUUCCAUGGCAGCAAAUCUUUAGUAAGCUUGCUGUGCACGAUCUUGUUGGAUGCAAGGGUGUCUGUUCUUCAUGGAAUUCAUGCAUCAAAUCUCUGAAGAUUUCUCCACAUCUGAUGAUUCCCAAGCUACAACACGAUGAUGAUGACAGUACUUGUCGUCGAUUCUUUACUCUCGCCUACGAGAACGGUACUGAAGGGUUUUUCAUAGACCAUGCUAUGGGUAUUGAGAGUGAGAAUUUAUACCUGGGUUCCUCUCAGGGCUGGCUUGUGAUUUUGAAUAACAGAGCAAAAGAUUCAUUUAUUCUCAACCCCUUUAAUUGCCUCGUGCUCCAGCUCCCAUCGAUCGAAACACUACCCACAUGGAGAAAUAGAGACAAUUUGCUCACUAAUAAUAGGUUUGUUUCUAAGGCUAUUCUUAUUCCGAAUACAAAGAAGAGAAACAAGAAAUGGGCAGUCAUCAUUUAUGGAUAUGCAUCCCAAAAUAUUGCAUACGGUGAAACUGGAGGCAAAUUGUGGAUUAGGUUAGCCUGUAGAGAAUAUUUUGCGUACUGCGAUAUUUUGGGCCUCAAUGGUUGUUUAUAUGCCUUAACAAGCUCAAACACUGUUCAGGUUUGGAAUUUUCAGAGCAGCAGUGGUAGUAGUAAUUUGGGUGCCUUCCCUACUAAAGUUAUGACAUUUGUUCCAAGUUCUCCAGUUUGCCUUGGUUUGGAUGAUAAGAAAUAUAUAAAUGACAGCUGUUUCUGUCAAAAAUACUUGGUGGAAUCGAAGGGGGAGAUUUUGCUAGUAACAAGAAUCUUAGGGAAUUUUGUACAUGAUGAUGAUGACAAUGGUGCUGUUGCUGAUGAUGUUGGUAAUGCUGCUGCUGCUGCUGAUGAUGAUACAGACCUUUUGAUUCUUCCAUACGCAACAAUGGAGUUUUGUGCUCACAAGAUGGAGUUGAGAAAGAGCAAGUGGAAGAAGGUGGAGAAUUUGGGAGGUCAAGCUCUGUUUGUUGGAGGGAGUGAAUCCACAUCUAUUUGUUCAACUACUUUCUCUGGAUAUGAGGCAAACUCAAUCUACUUCACUGAUGAUAAUUGGGGAGAGAUGGACAAUAAUGAUUCCUUAUUUGGUGGUCAUGACAAUGGAGUCUAUAAUAUAGAAACCAAAGAAUUUAAGCCUUGUUUUGAUAUUGAUGUUGGUGACAAGGUUUAUCCCCCCCCAUUUUGGAUACUUCCUAGUCUUUAG
This is a messenger RNA of Humulus lupulus (European hop), 1278 nucleotides long. Its product is annotated as F-box protein At1g10110. The transcript has a single exon. Gene Ontology annotation, molecular function: protein binding. Bases 1 to 1278 code for a protein of 425 amino acids. The record is from RefSeq and is a predicted model, not a curated record. Lineage: Eukaryota; Viridiplantae; Streptophyta; Magnoliopsida; Rosales; Cannabaceae.